Messenger RNA from Penicillium nucicola, 840 nucleotides. Its product is annotated as RlpA-like double-psi beta-barrel domain-containing protein. The transcript has a single exon. Lineage: Eukaryota; Fungi; Ascomycota; Eurotiomycetes; Eurotiales; Aspergillaceae. Bases 1 to 840 code for a protein of 279 amino acids. The record is from RefSeq and is a predicted model, not a curated record.
AUGGCCCCUAUCACCAAGACUCUCGCCCUCGCUGGCGCUUUCUUUGCUCUGACCGGUUAUUCCGCUCCUGUCGCCAAGCGCGCUGUUGUUUGGGAGACUGUUACUGAUGUCGUCUGGACCACCGUCGAUGUCACUACUACUCUCUUCCCCGGCCAGGCUCCCACCACCACUGCCACCAUUGUUCCCGUGAGCGCCGCCGCCGUCCCUACCACCGAGGCUGUUGUCGAGGAGAAGGCUGCGCCUACUACCACCACCAGCUCGACUGUUGCUCCCGCUCCCACUGAGCAGGCUGUCACCACCAGCUCGACCGUUGCUCCCGCCCCUGCCCCCGCUACUACUGAGCAGGCUGAGACCACCUCUGCGGCCCCUGCCCCUGCCACCACCCAGGAGCCCGAGACUACCACUGCCGCCCCUGCCCCUGUCGCGGAGCCCACCACCUCUUCCACCACUUCUAGCACUGUCGCCGCCAACACUCGCUCUGCUAACGUCGAGGCCACUGUCAGCACCGGUUACACCGGCGCCUGCUCCUCCGGCUCUCCUUGCGACGGUGACAUCACCUACUAUGACACUGCCACCCUCUCCACCAACCCCAGCUCUUGCGGCACCACCAACGACGGCACCACCGAGAACGUUUUGGCCCUGCCCGUCGGUAUCAUGAAGGAUGGUGACUGUGGCAAGUCCGUCACCAUCGAGUACAACGGUGUCACUGCCACCGGUACCGUUGUUGACAAGUGCAUGGGCUGCGACGACGGCUCCAUUGAUCUGUCCCGCCACCUCUUCGGUGAGCUCGCCUCCAUGGGCGCUGGCCGUGUCUCCGGUGUCAAGUGGUACAUCAACUAA